Porites lobata is the source of this 8165-nucleotide messenger RNA. The record is from the annotation of a GenBank genome assembly. NCBI's taxonomy places the organism in Eukaryota, Metazoa, Cnidaria, Anthozoa, Scleractinia, Poritidae.
UUAUCACAGCGGCUCUGUUUGACAUUUGAGCAACAAUUAGUUUAUAAAAUAGGACCAGAAAACUGCGCGUUCAUCCGACAAAAGGCUUGAUUUUUGCAGUCGCCUUAAUCCAAACAAGAGAUUUUCAAGAAAUUUUUGUUCCAGUCAAGUUUAAGGUACAAUGUUACGAAUAAUUCACCUAAAAUCCUUACAAGAAGAGAUCCCAUAGAGACCAUUAUGUUACUCUUCCUACAGGGUUUUUUCCUUAACAAACUUGCAAUCCAACUAGACGGAUGAGUUCUUUGACAUUACUAAGCCAGAAGAUCCUUAAUGCAGUGUCAACUUCUGUGAAGCUUAAAGGCAUUUUAGCGCGAGAUUUUAACUUGAUUUGCUUACUUGCCGCACGAGCUAAAUGUGUGUGAAUAGCAGCAAACAAGAACCUUUUCGAUUCAGUGUUUGUGCAACAAGAAGAAAACGUGAAGUUGGUAAAACGAACAUAUACAAGCGCUUUGUUAACAAAAACAGGCAAAAAAGGUAACCUUACAAUUCCCUUCUAUUUAACAGUUAGAGACUAGUUGUUUUAGCGAAAAAAAAAAUGAACGCAGGAGUAAAUAAUCGAAGGUUCGAGACAUUCGUCCAUAAUUUGUUUCUUAACUUCAACUGAAAGUUCCCUAAAAAGGAAUUAACUGAUAUUUUUUAACACUUCUUUGAACUUGCUGUAAAACACAUCGAAGAUUUGUAAUAUUUAUCUAUCAAUAUGCAGUUGUUUUCAAUGGAAACAAAAUAGAUAUUAGGUUUAACAGGUUCGUCCAUUACCUUGACUAAACUGGACUUAUCUGGUUGCCAUAAAAUAAAAACGAGAAAACGCUUCAUAAUAAUUACUCUUAAAGUUCGAAAUACCGAUUUUCCAAGGAAACCCGAGAUUUAUCUAGACGUUUAUUAACACGAAUGUUUAGAAAGGGCGUUAUAAAAAUAUUUUUUAUGAAAAUUUUAAUAACAUAUGACAAAAACGAAAUAUUUGAUUAUAUAUGGGGUAAGUAAACAGAAUGUUGACUGUGUUUCUGAUGAGAUACAGCGAAAAAAAAAUAAGAGUAAAAAAAAUUGAUGCAAAUUAAGAUCUACUUUUUGAGGAAAUUUUAUCGACACCACAACACUAGCGUGCGUGGCAGGCGUUCGAAAGGGAAGGGAAAGGGAAUUAGGCGUCCUUUCCUUUAUCCCUCGCGCGCCCCACCCUACAACACAAAAAUAGGCAACAAAUUGGUGUUAGACGGACUACGUAAACUAUAAGAUCUUCUAUGACUUAUGAAGGCUGAAGCGUCCACAAAGUGGGUACCAUAGAUUUUAUAAAAGCCUAUGGAUCUGAGGAUCGCUUGUAGAAUUUAUCUUAAAAUGAUCAGGUGACCAUUGUCAUCCUAUUUAUUUUUAUUGUUGUUCGUCUUUUUCGUUUUUAAAACAUCAAAAGAAGUAUUUAUAAGUGGCUUAUGAGGAACGUGAGUAAAAAAAUGAUUUUUUUUUUUGGAAAGGCUUUAUUAUAACAGUUUUUAAGGAGACAUCAGGCUUUCUAUUUCUGAACUAUCGAGGAACUGUUUGUAAAGUAGCUUAUCAUAGCUACAUUUUAACGACUGGAUUCUGUAUUUUUGUCGCCAGGUUUAAAGGGCCAUUAUGCAUCUGGUGCGUUCAACUUAUAUGCUUCUACUAAUCCUCGCCUCCUUUACCUUGUUCUUGUCGGAUGGAAAAAAGAGCUGCGAAUCAGAGCAACUUCAGAAAUGCAUUUCUCAGUAUGUGGAACUUGUCAGGGGCAAACAAGCGGAUGGAUCUAGCGAGCAGCAUUGCUCUCGAGUGCAGGUAAUUGGAGUUAUAGGAAUUUUAGGAUACCGUGAGGAGCCCAUAACCCGGAUCGAGCAACUCCCAUACUAGGCCUACGUCACGGCGUUUUACAGCCCGUUUUAUUUUUAGACACAUUUUAGGACACUUUUUCCUACGAAAUUGAAAUCUCCACCACGUCUAUGGACGCAUUCGAAGUAUAAGAUAUCAAAGAGGAAAACGCAACGUCAUUAAAAGGCUAAAAUUAUCAUUUUUAGGUCUGUAGAUUUUGCUGAUUGGUUUGUGGGACCUUAAAGAUAUUCUAAAUUCGCGCCAAAACCGCUCUAAAAAUAAACUGGUCCGUGAAAACGCCGUGACAGGAGUACAUGGAAAUAGCUCGCUCCAGGUUAUGGGCUCCCGAUAACGCAAACUGUAACUUGUACCCUCCCCCCACCCCAGUUACCUGUAAACAAUCAAAGGCGACAAAAACGAAAAAAUACAGUCCAAGGCCGCUUUACGGACACCACCUUGAUGCGGACACCUCGUUAGCACCGACAAUUUCCUAUGUCUCUGAGGAAGCCUUAACUGAUUUUCUCAAAAUUCUACCCGCUUAAUACGGAGAACCGUUAAUGCGGACAACGGACACUUGUUUCCUGCCCAACAGAUUAUCGUAGAAAGUCAACCUCGCUAAUGAGGACACUACAUUAUCAACUGUCCCUUUAAAUAGACCUCUCCUUUUAAAGAUAGAAAAAAACUUCUUCAGUUGACAGCAUGUCGAUGUUUCCAACGCUAAAGUCAGAGUACACCGGAUAGGAUGAAUUGUAGAGGUCUACGACUAUUUUGGCAUCAAACGAGUUAUGCAAGGAAUACAAGGAACUGUUUUGAUUAAGCAAUAUAUAGAUGGGGACGAUUCUUGACUCUUUCCGUGGAUUUAUUCCGCCGAUUGACGGCUUUGUGAAGUUUAGUAAUGUAUAACUCGACGAUGCUAAUGUCAUGUUGUAUUUCUUUAGUCUGUGUUUCUUUCGAAUGAAAGGUGUCUUUUCUACUUUAUUAAUAGCUUGACCGGCUUAAUACGGACACUUUAUAUGGUCCCUUCAGUGUCCGUAUUAACGGGCUUUGACUGUACAUCCGAUUAUAAGCUUCCUGGAUAUUAGCCUCCCUCUAGCUCCAAUUAUAAACAUGCCUCUAAAUUCGAUUUAUUAUGACCCUCCGGAGCUUAAUUAAAAAACAGUAAAUACAAAAAGUAUUUUGAUCAGCAGCGCUAUUAGUUUUUUCAAAGCGUCUUUUCUAUUCCGGUUAUAAACCCCUCAGUUUAUAAGCCUUCCUAAAACUUCUUAUUAGCGGAGUUUACGGUAUUAUGCUGUGCAGUUAUUUACUUGGUUAUCAGAGGCCUCAAUGGGGAUAAACCGUUAACCUUAAGACUGCCCAAAAGUGGGGCGUUAUGUAAGUGGUAAAAUUCAAAAUAAUAAUAAAAAUAUUCCCGAAAAAUUUUCUUGUAGGGAAAUUUCUUAUUUUUAAAGUGUUAUAUCUUGCAGCAAGAUAUAAUUAGAUAAAAUUUCUAUCCUACUUCAGUUCUUCGUGAGAUAAAUGGUUUCGAAUGAUCGGUUAGUUUCCUUACUGAAAAUAAAUUGGAAAGUAACCGUUCAACGUAAAAGCUACCACUUUCACUUUGGAUAAUAAGAAGUCUAAAACGAGCACAGCCUUGGCUAAACCGAAAUUUUGCUGUUCCACUGUCGGAAAAUUUUCUUAAGUGUGUAUUUUUUUGUCAGUGAAGGAAUACACGGCCUUUAAAAUUUUACCUAGGCAAUACAACUACUUUGGUUGUCUUUACUCUGGCUACUAAUGGACUGGAAAGAAAUGAGAUCGUAUGCGAUUUUUCCAAUUUUUAUAUUUUGAAAAGGAAAAAAAGGCGUUAAAUGUUUUUUAAAACAAUGGAAGUUACUUUUUACUUGAAAAUCAAAAGUUUGCUUCAGAAGACUUCCGUAAUUUGCUAUCGUACGGUUAGGAUUUAGCUAUAAGAGGCAAGGCAGGACCCCCUCCUUAAAAAAGAAGAAGAAGAAGAAGAAGAAAUAAAUGAAAUUAAAGUAAAUAAAUAAAAUAACAAAAUAGUAAUCAUUAACGUCUGCAUUGAGAACCUCAGUGAGAUCAUGACUACUCAGUCUACUCACGCAUGGCCACUGGUUUUAAGCGGAAAACGACGUCAAAAAAAAUUGACAGCGAAAUUUAAAUUUAAAUAAAUGGUUCAACAAAUAAUCAUUUCAACUGGUUUUUAAAGAGCACGUCGCAAUAGACUCAAAUGUGAAAACAAUUUUUGAGAAGCUCAAUCGCUUGGUUGAGAAAUUAUUAUUAAUACUUGAUUUUUGCAUUGCCCGCAAUUUUAAUACUUUUUUGAAAAUAACAUAAGCACACAUUUCAAAAUGCUAAGUAUCUCCUAAAGCAACUGAACUUUUAAAAUUUUGUAAAGUGUGCGAUAAAACAGGCCAAGAAACUUGUAAUUUAUUAAGGUCUUUUUUCGACGGUUUACCAUUGAUUAACACCAAAUUGUUUUCGACCAGAUGAAUGUGCUGAGCAAAAGGCAAAGAGUAGAGGAAGGCCAAGCAAACGAAAAAAAAUGGAGCAGACCAAAAGAUGCCAGGGUUAAAGUUCGGAAAAAAUACCCCUAAAAUGCAUCAAACUCUAGCUGCAGUGUAAAAAAAGUGCCUUGGCGGAAAUGUUUACACAGUAACUUUUGGGGAGUUAUUAUAACUCCAAAAAUGGAGUAAAAAUUUUAGGUACAGGAUAACCCCUUUUAUGGGGUCACUUUAACUCCUGAUUUAACUCCAAAUUCGGGGUCAUUUUUACUCCUGAAAAAGAGUUUUUUUCUCUUCCAGUCUGGAGUUAAAAUAGCUCCGAGAAUGGGGUUAUUUUUACUCCUUACAUGGGUUGUUUUUUGAAGUUAAUUUAACCCUUAAGUGGAGUAAAAAUCUUCCAUUUCUUCAUUUUAAAAAAUGACCCCAAGAAAGGAGUUAUCCUGUACCUAAGAUUUUUCAAUACACUAGAGGAGUUAUUAUAACUCCUUGAAAUUACUGUCAGUGAUAGCUGGACAUUUAGCGUCAUAGCAACCAAGAAGCCAAUUUAACGGUUGAAAUAUGUUUUUGAAUGGGGGGUAAAAAUUCCGCGGUUAAAGGGUUAAAUUUGAAAAAGACUCAAUUGAGGACUCCAUUUCCCUCUGGGUUGAACUUUUAUUCAAAAGAUCCACUAGGUUUUCAUUGACGCUUCGUUAAGACAAAGGUCUGGAAAAUUCUAGAGAGAGGACAAAAUAUGUUUUCCAAGAAAUAAAACCUUGUGUACUUUCUCUUCCUACAGGAAGUUUUGUCCUGCUUUGCAGAAAACCCAUCAUGCAAGGGACAGUCAGUUAAUAGUUUUCGCCAGUGGAUUUUGAAAGAGGCAAAGCUUGAGGUCAAGCUUAAUAUCUGCCCUACAAUAAAUCCAAAAGAGCUCGAAGAAUCUGUUUCAAAUACAGGUAAAAUGGCUCUUACGUAAAUUCGCUUGGUCCUCGUGUAAUUACAUUUAUAAACUCUUUUUUCUUUUUUCAUGCAGUCAAGAGAGAAUAAAGUCGAAAGGGAAGCGAUCAUUACAAAAUAAUGAAUGGUAAUAAUUAUAUAUCCAACAGAUCCGGGGUAACUUCACAAUACAUGAACUGGAGAAGAUCAGCUGGAAGAUCACACUACUGGAACAUCUCAUAUCUAAGACUGAUACUCCGUCAAAUAGGCUUCACCCUCAUUCUACCCUAGGCCCUAAGAAUGGGCUCGGUCAUUACGUUGUGUUAUGGCAUAAAGUUAGAUGAGAUAAUAAUAAUAAUAAUAAUAAUAAUAAUAAUAAUAAUUAACGUAAUUUCUUGUGAAUGGAUACGUUUCGCCACAGCGAGCUAAGAGAUCUCGAAGCUGAAUUUCUGAGUAUGGUGUGUAACGAUGUCGAGAUCGAACCAGUACUUCAAGACAUCUCCGGCUAACAUUUAAACAGAGGAUCUAACAAAGCUCAGGAUGCGAGGUUAGAUAUCCACGCGCGUGGUUUCUGGGAGCGACAUCGAUCAGCAUUCUUCGAUGUGAGGGUCUGUCACCCUAGUGCUGUAUUGUAUAGGGACCUAGAGCCACAACAAAUUUAUCGUAUCCAUGAGAACGAGAAAAAGCGUCUCUACUAAAAGAGAGUCUUGGACCUUUACACCUUUGGUAUUCACCACAACUGGCGGAAUGGGAAAGGAGUGCUUGAUGUAUCAUAGCCGUUUAGCUCAGCUGAUUGCCAUCAAAAAAGUGGAGCAGUAUGCCAAAACCAUCUCAUGGAUCAGAACCAGAACCUCAUUCGCACUCUUGAGAUCUGUGUUGGUUUGUCUUAGAGGCUCUGGGACAUGAAGAGUGCCAUGUGACAUCAAGAAUGUUGAUGUUGACGUCGAAGUUGUUGAAGCAGCCAUUCAAUCGGACUAUUGAUGUGUUUCCUUACUUUUAAAUGGCAAUCGUACUAUUGAUGUGUUUCCUUACUUUUAAAUGAUUUUUUUAGAGAUUAUCUUAGUAAAAAAUGCAAUUGACCUUGAAAAUAGUUUCUUCUUUUUUUAUUCGAAAUGAAUUGUUUUAAUUGAAAUGAAAUGUUCUUAAUCUGAAUAAUUUUUGUUUAAUGAAAUGAAUUUUUUUUCUGAUCAAAACUAAGUGUUUUUUCAAUGAAAGGAAUUGUAAAUAGUGUUUUGACGAAAUAAUUUUUUAAAGUGAUUUAAUAAUUAUUGUAAAUAGGUUUUAAUAGUUAGUAUGUUAUCAAUAAACUUCAACAUGGAUACGUUUUGGAAUUUUAUUAUCGGUUUUGAUUUAAUUUUCUUUUUGAUUUAUACUAAGAGAACGAAGCCUUUAGGUUUAUAUCCUUCAUCCAUUACAAAAAUAAACUUGGUAUUAUCAAAAUAAUCUAAAAUUCAACUAAAUCCUUAUUCGCAGAUGAAGAAGAGGAGAACGAGGGGAAGAAGGUAAGAAUUUUAGCUGCAAAAAAACAAGCUCUGCGGAGAAAAAAAGAAAUCUUUGUUACACUCAUUAUUCUUCAUGUAGUAGAGAUGUUUUGUUUAUAGUGGAAAGUGCAUUUAGUUCACCAGUUACAGGCACUGCACUCAAAUAAUUUGAAACAAGUAAUCCAAACAGAACAUAAAAGGAUUAAAAACUCAACUGGUAGGAGGCAACCUUGGCUACUUACAAGCGUAGCUGAGGAUUUGAACUCGGGACAACUCGGGGGCACCCAACGACAAUUUUCGGAAAAUAUCUGUUUAUAAUAUAAUAUUUGAUUUAUACUAAGAAAACGAAGCCUUUAGGUUUAUAUCCUUUAUCCAUUAUAAAAAUAAACUUGGUAUUAUCAAAAUAAUCUAAAAUUCAACUAAAUCCUUAUUCGCAGAUGAAGAAGAAGAGAACGAGGUGGAAGAAGGUAAGAAUUUUUGCUGCAAAAAAACAAGCUCUGCGGAGAAAAAAAGAAAUCUUUGUUACACUCAUUAUUCUUCAUGUAGUAGAGAUGUUUUGUUUAUAGUGGAAAGUGCAUUUAGUUCACCAGUUACAGGCACUGCACUCAAAUAAUUUGAAACAAGUAAUCCAAACAGAACAUAAAAGGAUUAAAAACUCAACUGGUAGGAGGCAACCUUGGCUACUUACAAGCGUAGCUGAGGAUUUGAACUCGGGACAACUCGGGGGCACCCAACGACAAUUUUCGGAAAAUAUCUGUUCGGAAGACGAUUUGAGAUCUAGAAUUUUCGGAACAUUUGUUGUAAAAUUCCUUGCUUGCCUGCCUCUCCUAGGAUUUUCGAACAUCUAAAAAAUGGUAUAACUGCCUAUUUUAAACCUAUUUUUACCCUAAAAAGGUCACCUAAAAUUUUCGGGAGCCUUUUUUCUGACUGGAAUUUUCGAAAAGGUAAGUUUUGAUCCCUAUAAUUUUCGGAUCACUAGACUUUCAGCUAGGAAAUCCGAACAGAUGAAAAAUUUUUAGGGGAUACAAAUAUGCCUACAUCUACCCUUUAAAUACUAAAAUACGUUUAACAAUGCUAUGUUUAAGUGGUUUUGAACUAUAUUCUCGUUGGGUGCCCCUGACAACUGAGAACAAAUCCAGCAACUCGCCAGAGCGGGAGUCGAACCGCGGGACUCGUAGGCGUAGUAGUGAAUAAUUAUAUAAUACAUCAAUGGUAUGAAUCAAUAUGUCGGAUUAUAAACAUAACUUUCAAGACAAGUUAAAAUUGCUUCUGGCCUUUUUUUUUUAAUGUUUCAGUCGAUGAAGAUAUUGCCUGCGCCAGGGAUGUUCACAUCAAAUGCAAUAAACGGUUUUUGACGUUGAUGACGCAACCUGGCGAAAACAUCUGUAGUGACGCAAAGGUUUGGUUUGACUGUUACAAG